Molecule: messenger RNA, 360 nt
Organism: Aspergillus sclerotioniger CBS 115572
Lineage: Eukaryota; Fungi; Ascomycota; Eurotiomycetes; Eurotiales; Aspergillaceae
Exons: 1
Coding region: 1-360 (119 amino acids)
Source: RefSeq, a predicted model, not a curated record
AUGUCGCUAACGUCUCUCCCCCAGGAGCUCCUGCUCCUGAUUGCAGAUCCCUUUCUAUCAGAGAAAGAUCUGAACGCCGUGUCUCGUACCGCCCGCGUCCUAUAUGGGUCCCUCAAUUCACUUCUCUACCACCAACACGUCCAACAAUCUCACGGUCGGAAUGCUUUGAUCUACGCCGCACAAACCGGGCAUACCGCGACGAUCCAUCACCUUCGUGCCGCUGCAGCUUCCUUGAAAGCUUUCACGACUGCUCUGGAGCCUAAUGACGCCGAUGAUCUGCCCACCCUCGACCCAGACGGGCGCGACCCGCAUUUCCAACUUUCGCCACUCGCCUGGGCUGCGAUCCACGGCCACGUCUGA